AUGUCUGCCACCUCUCAUCAUCACGACCUUCUUGAAAUCACCACAUCGACCGAAUUAGCCUCGGAUAAUAUACAGAAAAACAGGGCAUGGGAUUCCACGAACGAGAAUGAGAACAGAACAGAGAGUCUGGCGAAACGACCAAGCUCAAUGGCCCUUGAGCUCGACGAAACUGACAGCCCAGAACACCACACCAGGAUAGAGCUGUCUCACGAAGACUACACCGUUGUAUGGUGGAGCCAAUCCAUGGUCACGUGA
Colletotrichum graminicola M1.001 is the source of this 255-nucleotide messenger RNA. RefSeq lists its product as uncharacterized. The record is from RefSeq and is a predicted model, not a curated record. The transcript has 2 exons. Bases 1 to 255 code for a protein of 84 amino acids. NCBI's taxonomy places the organism in Eukaryota, Fungi, Ascomycota, Sordariomycetes, Glomerellales, Glomerellaceae.